This is a messenger RNA of Arachis stenosperma, 2045 nucleotides long. RefSeq names its product polyadenylate-binding protein RBP47C'-like. The transcript has 6 exons. The coding region runs from base 451 to 1728 and encodes 425 amino acids. Gene Ontology annotation, cellular component: cytosol. Lineage: Eukaryota; Viridiplantae; Streptophyta; Magnoliopsida; Fabales; Fabaceae. Gene Ontology annotation, molecular function: mRNA binding. The record is from RefSeq and is a predicted model, not a curated record.
GAGAGAGGGGUGAAGUGAGAGAGAGAGGCAUAGGCAAGAGGUGGCGGCGGAUCCUGCGAGAGAAGGAAGCGAAGACACAAGAGUGUUAUGCAUAUCCCUGAUUUAACAGAUCUAACGCUUGCCAUGUAGGCCCAUUACACGAUCCAACGGUCAAUCCACUACCGCGUUCAGCAACCCAACCCGAGAAUCCGUCAUCCUCGUUCCUCAUCAACCAACAUAAAUCAUUCUCUUAGACCCUUGCCGCGACCUCUCUCUCUCUCUCUCGAUUCCAGAUUCAAACCCUUUCACUUUUCCAUAUUUAUGCUUAUGCAUAUCCCUGUUUCCUCAUUUAGUCUCUAAUAUAUUUGAAUCUAAGACAUUAUUAAUUAAUUAUUAGAAACAAAGCACACCAAAGAAGGAAUAGAAUAGAACAAGAGAGGGCGCACGGCUUAACACUAGUAAUUAUUUAAGAUGCAAUCCAACGGCUCUGAUUCGCAGCAACAGCAACCAACGGACCAGAAUCAACGCCAACAGCAGACGCCACCGCACCCGCAGCCACUGCCACUCCCACAGCAGUGGGUGCCGAUGCAGUAUCCCGCCACCGCCAUGGUAAUGCAGCACCCCAUGCUGCCGCCUCAACAUUACGCGCCGCCGCCACCCCAGCCCUACAUGCCCUACCACCAGUACCAGCAGCAGGUGCCGCACGUUACCCCCCACCACGCACAUCAGCACCAGCCUCAAGGAUCCACCGCCGAGAACAAGACGAUCUGGGUCGGAGAUUUGCAUCAUUGGAUGGACGAGAAUUAUCUCCACCGCUGCUUCGCUUCCACCGGCGAGAUUUCCUCCAUCAAGGUUAUUCGCAAUAAGCAGACUGGUCUAUCAGAGGGUUAUGGAUUUGUGGAAUUCUAUUCACACGGCACAGCUGAAAAAGUUUUACAGAACUAUGCUGGAAUUUUGAUGCCAAACACAGAGCAACCUUUCCGGCUGAACUGGGCAACAUUUAGCACAGGAGACAAGCGUUCAGACAAUGUUCCAGACCUUUCAAUUUUUGUAGGAGAUUUAGCUGCAGAUGUUACAGAUAGCCUCUUGCAUGAGACUUUCUCCAGUAGAUACCCUUCUGUUAAGGCUGCAAAAGUUGUUUUUGAUGCCAACACUGGCCGCUCCAAGGGAUAUGGUUUUGUCAGGUUUGGUGAUGAUAAUGAGAGGUCUCAAGCUAUGACUGAAAUGAAUGGUGUGUACUGUUCUAGCAGGCCUAUGCGUAUUGGAGCUGCAACUCCUAGGAAAUCAUCUGCUUAUCAACAAGGAGGUCAAUCAAAUGGCACAUCCAGCCAAUCUGAAGCUGAUUCUAAUAACACAACUAUAUUUGUUGGAGGACUGGACCCUAAUGUUACAGCUGAAGAUCUUAAGCAUCCAUUCUCCCAGUAUGGCGAGAUUGUCUCUGUUAAGAUACCUGUUGGAAAAGGUUGUGGUUUUGUACAAUUUGCAAACAGAAAUAAUGCUGAAGAGGCCUUGCAGAAGCUAAAUGGGACAAUGAUUGGCAAGCAAACAGUUCGCCUUUCUUGGGGCCGAAAUCCAGCAAAUAAGCAGUUUAGAAUGGAGUUUGGGAAUCCAUGGAGUGGGGCAUAUUAUGGGGGCCCUGUUUAUGAUGGUUAUGGAUAUGCAUUGCCACCUCCACAUGACCCAAGCAUUUAUGCUGCUGCUUAUGGUGCAUAUCCCGUUUAUGGAGGCCACCAACAACAAGUAAGCUGAAUGAAGGGAAGAGAUUUAGAUCUCACAACAGCAUCAGACGGAAGUCACCACCUACCACAGCUUGGUUAUGAUGAUGAGCAAAUUAAUUAACUUAUACCUAUCUAUCUAUCUUAUCCCCUGUAACUUGGCUUGAAGAUGAUGAUCUGUUGAAUUCUUAAGAAUCCCCUCCUAAUUGUGGAGUGUGGACUUGAAUUUUGACCACCUCACGGUAGCAACAAUGUAGAGAGAUUCAAUUAAAUUAUUCGUUUUAGACUCUGUAGGGGUAAGGGAGUAAGGACCAAACUUAUUAGACUUGUCUAUUGGAAUAAUUAUCUUAA